CAGAGCCGUUAAAAGAUAUAUAAUUAUUAACCCACAAGUACCCAAGAGUGUAUCUUAUUCUUUAAUAACCAAAUCUAACUAGGUUUCACUAACUAAAAAGGCGGCAAAAAAAGGAAAAAAAAAAGAAGUAAAUUAAGAACUCAGAUCCCGGUAGGGGGCGGUAGUGCGCUGAGUGUUUGCCGUAGAAGAAGAGCGUUUGUUUACAUGGAGGGGGAGGAAGUGUGACAAAGGUGAUGAAACGUUGUUAACUGGAUGGAAGUCUAGUUUCAAAGUUCAGUCUGCACAGAAGUGCGACAUCUUCACGUAUUCGAUCGACACCAUGGCUCAGUACACUCGCGUUUCGGGCUCUGUGGGCUUGAUUACCCUCCAAAGUCCCCCCGUUAAUGCACUCAGUGCAGCGGUGAGGCAAGGCAUCGUCGACAUGAUGCAGAGAGCGCUCAGUGAGCCAGAAGUGAAGUCUGUGGUCAUCUGUGGCCAGAAUGGAAUAUUCUGUGGGGGAGCAGACAUCAAGGAGUUUGGGAAAAAUAUGUCUGGGCCUCCACUGAUACCAAUGAUCCACGCCAUCGAGGCUGCUUCCAAGCCUGUGGUGGCAGCUAUAGAGGGGAUCGCUUUAGGAGGAGGCCUUGAGUUGGCUCUUGGCUGUCAUUAUCGGAUUGCACACGCUAAAGCCAGAGUGGGUCUUCCAGAGGUGACUCUGGGUCUGCUGCCAGCUGCAGGGGGCAGCCAACGUCUGCCGAGGCUCAUCGGUGUCCCAGCUGCCUUGGACCUCAUCACCACAGGUCGCCACGUGACUGCUGCCGAGGCACUGAAACUUGGAAUAGUGGAUCAGGUUACUGAUCACAACACUGUGAAUGUAGCUGUGAAGUUUGCAAAGAGAGUUGCAGGACAGUCGCUGGAUCCACGGCGUAUAAGCACGUAUCCGUGCCCCUGCCCCUCUGAUGCGGAUGCGCUUUUUGAGAAAGCAAUGCAGAAGGUGCGCCGGGCUGCCCGUGGAGCCAUAGCACCAGUUGCGUGUGUCCAGGCGGUGCGUGCGGCGGCCACCCUGCCCUACAAUCAGGGAAUGGAACGAGAGAAAGAGCUGAUGGCCACUCUCUUCACCUCAGGCCAAGCCCGCGCUCUACAGUACUUUUUCUUUGCACAGAGAGCCGUCGGCAAGUGGAGCAUGCCCAGUGGAGCCCGCUGGGAAACAAGCAAGCCCAGGCCUGUACAUAAAGCAGCUGUGAUUGGUCUUGGCACAAUGGGAAGAGGCAUAACUGUGGCCCUUGCACAGGCAGGGCUGUCUGUGGUAGCUGUGGAGGCUCAAGAGAAGCAGCUGAUGGAGGCAAAGCAGGCGAUAUCAGGCAUGCUGGAGCGAGGGGCUAAGAGAAGCGGGGUCGCUCCUGCUCUAGAUAAAGUCAGUUACAGCCAUAACAUCCAGCCUGUAGCAGAUGUCGACCUGGUCAUCGAAGCUGUGUUUGAGGACAUGGCUCUGAAAAAGAAGGUCUUUCAGCAGCUGUCCGCUGUUUGUAAACCAGGCACAUUCCUGUGCUCAAACACCUCUGGAUUAGACAUUGACCACCUGGCGUGUCAAACCCGCCAUCCAGAGCUGGUGGUUGGGAUGCACUUUUUUGCUCCUGCCCAUGUCAUGAAGUUGCUAGAGGUGGUUUAUGGGCCAAAAUCCUCUCCUCAUGCUGUGGCCACUGCCAUGCAGCUGGGAAAGAAAAUCGGGAAAGUGAGCGUGGCAGUUGGAAACUGUCGGGGUUUUGUGGGGAACCGCAUGCUGAAGCCGUACUUAGAACAAGCCCUCUUCCUGUUGGAAGAGGGAGCCUCACCUGAGUUUGUGGAUCAAGUGCUGGAGGAGUUUGGGUUUGCCAUGGGUGUGUUUAGAGUGUCUGACCUCUCUGGGCUUGAUGUGGGUUGGAGAGUCAGGAUGGCAGAUGGUCUGGCACAGCCUGACCCAACAACAGGGCAGCCAGUGAGAGUCCGACAAGGUCGCAGAUACAGUCCCCUGGGAGACCUGCUCUGUGAGCAGGGACGGUUUGGUCAGAAAACAGGCAGAGGAUGGUAUCAGUACGAUAAACCUGGCAGUCAGGUGGCUAAGCCUGACCCUUGGUUGCACAGCUUCCUGGAUGAGUACCGAACCCGGCAUGGCUUGGUGGCACGCCGCAUAGACCACCAGGAGGUGCUGGAGCGUUGUCUCUAUUCCCUGAUCAAUGAGGGCUUCCGCAUCCUGGAGGAUGGAAUAGCUGCAGGGCCCGAAGACAUCGACGUCAUCUAUGUGUUUGGCUACAGCUGGCCCAGACACCGUGGAGGCCCCAUGUUCUAUGCUGCUACGGUAGGGCUAAACAGGGUCCUGCAGCGGCUCGAGCACUACCACCAGGCUCACCCUGAUGUGCCCAGCCUGCAGCCCUGCCGCUUGCUCAGGAAGCUGGUGGCCGGCGGUAGCCCACCUAUCCACAAGUGGAGGGAAGUCAUCAAGAAAGUCCAUAGCCAGCUGUAAACGCAUUUCAACUUUUUUAAUGCAGUUAUCUGAAUUUAUAAGCUAAUUAAAUGUUAAUUUUUCUAACCAAA
Molecule: messenger RNA, 2550 nt
Organism: Archocentrus centrarchus (flier cichlid)
Lineage: Eukaryota; Metazoa; Chordata; Actinopteri; Cichliformes; Cichlidae
Gene: ehhadh
Product: enoyl-CoA, hydratase/3-hydroxyacyl CoA dehydrogenase
Exons: 7
Coding region: 320-2479 (719 amino acids)
Biological process (GO): fatty acid beta-oxidation
Cellular component (GO): peroxisome
Molecular function (GO): (3S)-3-hydroxyacyl-CoA dehydrogenase (NAD+) activity; NAD+ binding
Source: RefSeq, a predicted model, not a curated record